This is a messenger RNA of Pyrus x bretschneideri (Chinese white pear), 1995 nucleotides long. Its product is annotated as inositol phosphorylceramide glucuronosyltransferase 1. The coding region runs from base 198 to 1847 and encodes 549 amino acids. NCBI's taxonomy places the organism in Eukaryota, Viridiplantae, Streptophyta, Magnoliopsida, Rosales, Rosaceae. The record is from RefSeq and is a predicted model, not a curated record. Gene Ontology annotation, molecular function: glycosyltransferase activity. The transcript has 10 exons.
UUGAAACUGGUUAGACCAUCUGAGCCAGGUCAGCGACGACAAACACAACACAGAACACGCGCCCCCAUGAAAAAAUGAAAUCAAGCCCAAAUUCGAACGAAAAACCCUCCCAAUCCCAAACUCUUUGAUUUUCUCGAGAAAAUCCCCAAUUUUCUCGAGAAAAAGCAAAAUCAAACCAAAUUCAAAGGGUCAAUAUAAUGAGACUCAAGGCGUGGUUUGUGCUCACGGCGCUUGUGCUCGCCGCCGCCGCGAUUCAACAAAACGCCGCGUUUGAUUCGUCCUCGUCGUCUUCCCGGCGCCAGACUUCGCCGGAGGCUUACGUCACGCUGCUGUACGGAGAUGAGUUCCUAUUGGGCGUUCGAGUCCUCGGGAAAUCGAUACGGGACACUGGAUCGACCAAGGACAUGGUGGCUCUGGUCUCUGAUGGCGUCUCCAAUUACGCCAUGAAGCUUCUCCGGGCUGAUGGAUGGAUAGUGGAGAAGAUUAGUUUAUUGGCAAAUCCUAAUCAAGUUCGACCGACGAGGUUCUGGGGUGUCUACACAAAGCUCAAAAUUUUUAACAUGACAAACUACAAGAAAGUUGUGUAUCUUGAUGCGGAUACUAUUGUUGUCAAGAGCAUUGAGGAUCUUUUCAAAUGCAGUAAAUUCUGUGCUAACUUGAAGCAUUCUGAGAGGCUGAACUCUGGGGUGAUGGUAGUGGAACCAUCGGAAACUCUUUUUAAUGACAUGAUGAGACAAGUGACCACUUUGCCUUCUUACACUGGAGGAGAUCAGGGGUUUCUGAAUUCAUAUUAUUCUGAUUUUCCAAACGCCCAUGUCUUUGAGCCAAAUUUAUCGCAAGAGGUGCGAAAGUCUAGACCAGUUCCUAAAAUGGAGCGACUUUCCACUUUAUACAAUGCAGAUGUUGGUCUUUAUAUGCUGGCAAACAAGUGGAUGGUAGAUGAAAGUGAACUCCAUGUCAUUCACUAUACACUGGGCCCCCUCAAACCUUGGGAUUGGUGGACUUCUUGGCUUUUGAAACCGGUUGAUGUCUGGCAGAAUGUUAGGGUACAGCUUAGGGAAACCCUUCCAGGAACUGGAGGUGGCGGAAAUCCAAAUGAUGCUUUUCUUGUGAAGUUUCUUUUCCUGCUACCAUUUUGUGCUCUACUAUUUUGUUACUAUCGGUCUUGUGUUCAGACAAAGGAUUACUUUGGCUCAUUGUGUAGAAAUUCGUUGUAUGAUCAAAUCAAACACAUUUACUACAAAAUCAGAUCUAUGGGGACGCUUAAUUAUACUGUUGUUUCUACGUCAUCCUCCAUCAAUCCCAAUCAUCAGACCAAGGUGCCGGUGUACUUGGGUGGGAUCUCUAUUGUUGUCUGUUUCAUGGCUGCCCUGGUGGCCCUUGCCCUUUCUCUUGCAAUUGUGCCUCGACAAGUUAUGCCGUGGACUGGUUUGCUAUUGAUGUACGAGUGGACAUUCACAGUCUUCUUUAUAUUAUUUGGAGGGUAUCUGCAUCUAAUUUAUCAGUGGGGAAAGACAACAGCAGUGCAAGCAGGAACUUCGCCUUCUGGUCCUGAAUCAGUUGAUUAUGACUCUGGAAAAGGUCAUCAACGGCAAGCAUCUUUAUGCGAUAAUGCUACAUUCUAUUAUGGGCUAGGAAUGGCUUUUCUGGCCGUUGCUGCGCCAUCUUUGCCAUGUCUUUUCGGGAUAACAGCUCUAUUUUUACGGCUGGGUUUGAUGGUCGUCGGAGGCUUAGUUUUGGCAUCUUUCAUGACAUAUGCUUCAGAGCACCUUGCAACUAGGUCGUUUUUGAGAGGCUUCGAAGACCGAGAUGCUACGAGAAGUAGGAGCUUGUGUUUGUUUUGUUGACCGGCGAGCAAACCGAGUUUGUGUAAACAUGUAACUGUAACCAGUGUUUGAUUCCUUCUAUUGUAACCUGUUUCACAUGGAACUCCUUACGAUUAGCUUGUAAAGUAUUGCAGAAAGUAUGUUGAUUUAAGAAUUUUCUUUUGCUUUC